AUGGAUUAUCAAGAUAGGUCUAAGAGGAAAAGUGACAACACUCUUGAGGUUGUAUGGCAGGAUGAUGUUCUUCUGUUUGACUAUAAUGUUCAAGAGCGGGUAAAUGAUUUUGUGGCUGCAGCCAUGGCUCCGGAUGGGCGUGUGAAUUAUGAACAUUAUGUUGUUAUGAGUUGUGUGAUAGGUUGGAUCAAAAUCAGAGGCAAAUGAUUUCAAAAAACCCUAAACGUAAUAUACGGACCCCACUUCCUUCCUUUUCUUCCCGCCAAAGUCAUAAACCCUCCUCUUCCCGUCGGCGAGACACACCACCACCGAAGCACACACAACACCGUCGAUCACAGUAGCAUUCCUUCCGAAAAAAAUUCAUUGACUGAUAUGGAAGGCGAGAGACGAGUGCUGGUGAUAGGCGGAACAGAUUCCCCUCUUUCUUCAGCUUCUGUCUUUGAAUUCUCCAUAGCUUCUCAUCCUCACCUCCUCAAGAUUGAUCCUUCUGCUCUUUCGAAGCUAUCUUCGUCUCCACCUUCUGGUCAUAAAUUUCAGCUAUCUCUUCCCGAUUUUCUUACCGCUGAGGAAGCCAGAGCUUCCAUUCUUGUCUUCUUGUCCAAGCACUUACGUGGUGGAUCCGGAUCGGGAUCCGGUUGUUUCUCCUCAUCUUCUGCUUCUCAGAUUGCCGAUAUCCUGAAUAAUAAUACUCAAACCCUAACUCUCGACCUUGAUGAUGACAUUCAUAUUUCAAAAGCUUGCUUGACAGAUAUUACUUCUAUUGGCAUCUCCACUCUCCUGGACUACACCGCUUCCUCAUUAACCAAAGUUGCUGAUGCUGUUGCUGCCUUGUCUUGUGAGGCCUUGAAGGCUGACACUUGCAGUGUUUUUAAUCUGUUCAUGGAUUCUGGUGAUGUACUGUAUGACAAAGAUAGAGCUGCUGUCGCUAGUGAUUUAAAGGUUUUGCUAAAUGGAUCCAAAUUACACAGUGAUCUUCAAUUUGACCAAGUUAAUAAGAUUCCCAUAAUCCAUGGGCAUUUGAGGUCUCUCUGCAAAUCAAUCAACACCUCUACUCGGAUUGAACUAAAUUCUAUCCCAUUACUAACUGGAGGUGUCAGCGAGUAUUUGGUCACACUCUUCUCCCCUCUAGCUUUUGCUCUUCAAGAUCUUGGUGAGAGUAGUUUUAUCCGACAGAGGCUUUGA
Molecule: messenger RNA, 1182 nt
Organism: Lactuca saligna
Lineage: Eukaryota; Viridiplantae; Streptophyta; Magnoliopsida; Asterales; Asteraceae
Source: the annotation of a GenBank genome assembly